AUGGCCGAUCCCGAUGGCCACCCCACGACCUCUCCCGACGCGGCCGCCGCGACUGCAGCGGCCCUCGACGCGGCCGCCACUGCGGCUGGCGCGGCUGCUCGUGCCGCUCUUCUCCCCGCCGACUCUACCAGCGCUUCGUCCUCAGCACUCGCCGAUGCGGUUGCCGCGGCAACUGCCGACGCGGUUCGAGUGGUCUUCUCCUCCCUCACCGCUCCUGCGUCGUCUACGUCUUCACCUACGGCGCAUGUGCUCCGCAUGCCAGGCGCCCAGAUCAAUUCUCCCGACGUCGUCCCGAUCGAUCUCGGCGAUGACGCCACCGUUGCCCUCCAUGCGCAGGCCGUGGCUGUGCUUAACAUCAAGACCUUGAUCCCGGUGACUCUGGAUCUCGACACUUCCAACUAUACGAAGUGGCGUGGUCUUUUUCUUGUCAUCCUCGGCAAGUACGCGUUGGCGGAACAUGUCCUGUUGGACGCCACUAAUCCGGAUCGUCCCGAUUGGGUUCGGAUGGAUUGUGUGGUCCUCGCGUGGCUCUACGGCUCCAUCUCCGCCGAACUUCUCGAGAUUGUGAUGUCGUCUUCCUCAACCGCACGGAUCGUUUGGUGUGGCCUUGAACACCAGUUCUUGGGCAACCGUGAGCAGCGCGCCCUCAACCUUUCGGUGGAAUUCCAUUGCUUCCUUCAGGGCGACCUCUCCGUCACGGACUACUGCCGCCGCCUCAAGUCCAUGGUUGACGGUCUCGCUGAUCUCAGCGAGCCCAUCACUGACCGCACCCUCGUCCUCACCUUGCUCAAAGGUUUGAACGAGAAAUUUCGUCAUUUGCAAACUAUUCUACCCAUGCAGAAACCCUUCCCGACAUUCGUCGAGGCGCGCUCGCAACUUCUCCUUGAGGAGAUCACUCGCGGCGUGCGCCCCAACAGUGGCGGCUCUCCCUCAGUGUUCCUGGCCGCUGGCUCUAACGGAGCUAGUCGUGGCGUCGCCCCGGCCCCCACUCCCGCUCACGCCGCCGGCUACGGUCCUGGCGGCACCGGCGGCCCAGCCGGAUCCGGCGGGAAUGGCGGCAACAACACUGGCAGCCGCACCUCGGGUGGUUCCAAGAAUAAUCGCCGGCGCCGCGGGAAUGGUGGCGGCUAG
Phragmites australis (common reed) is the source of this 1131-nucleotide messenger RNA. RefSeq lists its product as uncharacterized. The record is from RefSeq and is a predicted model, not a curated record. The transcript has a single exon. Lineage: Eukaryota; Viridiplantae; Streptophyta; Magnoliopsida; Poales; Poaceae. Bases 1 to 1131 code for a protein of 376 amino acids.